Molecule: messenger RNA, 2196 nt
Organism: Letharia lupina
Lineage: Eukaryota; Fungi; Ascomycota; Lecanoromycetes; Lecanorales; Parmeliaceae
Exons: 8
Coding region: 1-2196 (731 amino acids)
Source: RefSeq, a predicted model, not a curated record
AUGCAUACCGAUGUUACUUUUGCAAAGCGAGAGAUGGCUUGGGGAAAACUCGAUGCUUCUGAUAUCGAUAAGCUGCUAAAGCUCUUCCAAGGAAUCAUCCUUCCGAUGAUUGGUAUGAGUAGCGCUGCCGAUAUCUUCCAACGUAUUGCGGAAAAAAGCGGCUGGACACAACGAGAGACCGCUUCAUCCCCAGAAAAUGAAAAACGCAAAAACCAAUGGAACGAAAUCAUGCGGACGCUGCAUGAUCCAUUCCAAACAGUGACAGAGACCAUGCAUGAUGGCCUCCAGCACGCUCUCUAUACGCUGGAGCUGGCCAAGCCUCCAAAGAACAAGAAUCAGAAAGCCAGCAAGCGAAGCAGUGGUGAUGAUGCAGCAUCGAAGGAUGUAGAAGCCGACGCUGGUGUUAUGAAGCCUGGAGAUCCUGAGUAUGCCAUCUACCUAGCCAAAAAGAUCGAUGGGUUCUAUGAGCAACGAAAGACGGCGCUCGCAGUUUGGUGCCAGCAGAGAGGGAUCCGGACGGAUGCCAAUUCCUUUGAGAAUCCCUCGCAGACGCCUUUAAAUACCAGCACUGAGAUACCGAGCCGGACAGAUGAUCCAGGAGAGCAUGCGAAGAAUCAGCGGCAAUUAUAUCUUGUUUUAUAUAUGGAGUUUUUGCUUUGGUCGACUGGUCGAGCAGUUUUAGCUCUUGUUCAAUUCGCUGAUAAGAAAGUUGAGGAUGGGACCAUGGAAAAGAGACGGCUCAUCUCUCCAGGCCUGAAUCGACUUAAAAAGUGGGUGACAAGGUCGUUGAAAGUCGAGGACGCCGGGAUGGAGCACACACCUGACUCUACCGAGGCUGGUGGUGGUAGCAUAUACACAGGAGACUCCUUCCGGGCUGCCAAAGAUCCUGAGCACCUUCCACCUUCGAAUGCUUGGCAACGGUCGACCAAUGUUUUGAGGCAACUCUCUCGACUCUUGGGUAGUCCAGAGUCAGCUUUUGGAUUCCGCGUUGCGUGCGCGACAUUAAGUAUCGGUGUGGUUGCUUACCUUAAGGACACACAAGUGUUCUUCAAUGAACAAAGACUUGUCUGGGCGAUGAUCAUGGUGGCAAUUGGAAUGACCACUACAGCAGGAUCCGGCGUCUUCGGGUUUUUCGGCCGCACUGUGGGAACAACAAUUGCUAUGUGUACCAGUCUUGUGAUCUGGUAUAUCGUGGAUGGUCAUCCUGCUGGAGUGAUUGUUUUUGUGUUUGUCUUCGUCUUCUUUGAGUUUUACUUCCUCAUGAAAUACCCCCGCUUUACGGUCGUGGCUGUUAUCUCUGUCGUCACGCAAGUCUUGAUCGUUGGAUACGAAUUGGAAGUGAAGAAGCUUGGCAGAAAAGCGGCCACAAGCAGUGGACAACCAUACUAUCCGAUCUACCUACUUGCGCCUUACAGACUAGCUUGCGUGGCUGGAGCUCGAUCUCAACUGCGGCAAGACCUUGGGGUGUCAUUGUAUUUGCUCGCGAACUUCUACUCAAUUGUGCACACGACUAUCGGUCUACGUGUCAAGGGAACUGAAGGCGACAUGGAGUCAAAAAACAGCCCUGGCCGAAAGCUGCAGAAGGCUCGUGGCAAGGUGUAUGUCAAGGAGCUUGCAUUACUUGCUGGCCUGCGUCAACAUUCAGCGUUCACGGCUUGGGAGCCCACUUUUGGUGGGAAAUUUCCGAGACAGCAGUAUGAUACGAUCAUUCAAGAAGUGCACAACAUCCUCAACUACCUAGCACUCAUAUCUUACUCCUCCCACCACUUCUCUCAAGAUUCUGCAGCCUCACCAGACAAAGCAUCCUGGCUUCAGGACUUUACCCGUCUCGUUGGAACAUUGAAUGCUACAUCGCAAGACGUCACCUCCCUUCUCGCCCUUCUUUCCUCAUCUGUGACCAACGGCAAUCCACUUCCACCAUACCUCAAGGCUCCACCAACUUACAAGCUGAGUCAAAGACUCGAAGAGUUGGAUGCAGAUAUUCUGAGUAUCAGCCAUAUUGCUGAGCCAGGGUACAGUGCGUUUGCGGUGAUGCAGAUCGCGAGUAGUCUUGUCAGUGAUGAUUUGGGGAGGUUGAUUGACAAUGUCAAAGCCUUGGUAGGUGAAGUUGACUUUUCGUUCCAUGUCAUCUCUACAGCAGACCCUUCUGAGGAAACCCUUUCGGAUAAAGAGGGCCAGAAAGGCAAGAAGGACUGA